GACUUGUCAAAUGCGGUAGUGUAAAUUUCGACAGCCCCUGAACGCACUACACCGUAAGUAAAAGCUUGUGAAACAGUGGGCGGUGGUACUGGAUACUGGGGAUGGGCCGUUGAAUGAACACAAGAAGCCGCCAACUGUUGGAGAUAGAGGGGAGAGCCAGUGAGGAUGACGAUGCCGCAUGUAGGGGCUGUGUUUGCAGCCAUAGCAGGAGUGAUGGCCAUCCUGUUGCACUCCUCCAUUCACAAAAUAGAGGAAGGACACCUUGCUGUUUACUACAGGGGUGGGGCUUUGCUGACAGGCCCUAAUGGUCCAGGAUAUCAUAUUAUGCUGCCUUUCAUUACCACCUACAGAUCAGUGCAGACUACACUCCAGACUGAUGAGAUCAAGAAUGUACCUUGUGGAACAAGUGGUGGGGUGAUGAUCUAUUUUGACCGAAUAGAGGUUGUCAACAUGCUGGUCCCCUCAGCAGUGGUGGAUAUAGUGAGGAACUAUACGGCCGACUAUGACAAAACUCUCAUUUUCAACAAGAUUCACCACGAACUUAACCAGUUUUGCAGUGUGCACACUCUGCAGGAGGUCUACAUAGAGCUGUUUGACAUAAUUGAUGAAAACCUGAAGACUGCACUGCAGAAAGAUCUUAAUGUCAUGGCCCCUGGACUUACAAUACAGGCUGUCCGUGUUACCAAGCCAAAGAUCCCAGAGGCUAUCAGGCGGAAUUUUGAACUUAUGGAAGCAGAGAAGACCCGUCUGUUAAUUACCGCUCAGACUCAGAAGGUGGUGGAAAAGGAGGCAGAGACUGAGCGGAAGAAAGCCAUUAUUGAGGCUCAAAAGGUGGCUCAGGUUGCCGAGAUCCAGUAUCAGCAGAAAGUGAUGGAGAAAGAGACGGAGAAGAAGAUCUCCGAAAUAGAGGAUGCUGCAUUCCUGGCGAGAGAGAAAGCAAAGGCGGAUGCGGAGUAUUACACUGCUGCCAAAUUUGCUGAAGCAAAUCAGCUGAAAUUAACCCCGGAGUAUCUUGAGCUGAUGAAGUAUCAAGCCAUAGCAGCUAACAGUAAGAUCUACUUCGGCCAGGACAUCCCAAAUAUGUUUGUGGAGGCAAGCAUCAGUCCACCCAAAGUGGAAAACAAGCCAUCAGAUGCAGACUUUCUGAAACCUUAAGUUGCAGUGGCGGCAGCAGUGAGAUGUACAGGUGUUCAACUGGAGAUGACUGGUGGGAUUGAAUAAGUCUUAACUUGCAAAGAAAGAUUUUUCCAUGCUCAUUAACGCAAGUGAUGUUUUGGAAGACAAAGAAAGGGAAUGUUCUAUUUUUUUUUUUUUUCUAUACAUUUCCAGUCAUUGAGGAAGGGAACAGUUUAUUUUCAAAAGAAAUAAUCAGUUGUAGAAAAUGAAAAGCUUACUAAAAAGCUUUUGCCUGCAAAGUGACAGCAAGGAGUCGCCCGAAUUUACACGUUCUUGAAUCAGUUUAACGUUGCUUUUGGAUUUGUGCUAACCUCGUGGUAUGCAAGAUGACGAUGUGUUUACUUGGGAGGCGAAUGCGUUUAUCUGGACUGGAAUGCAGCGAGUGACACUAAUUAUAAGCAUGGGGGAGGGAUAUGUUCGUGUUUGUCUCACACACAUCUGUACAUGCUGUUCAAUCAUCACACGCUUCUGGUGGAUGAUUUCAAACCAUUUGUCCAUUUAUGUUUGUGCUCAGUGGCUUGUAACUUGUUUUUGUUUGUGGGUCAAACACGAUACAUUGCACUGUUGUGUUCUCCUCCAAAGAAAUGAAUAUGUUAUGCUGCUAAAAGAAAGCAGACUUCCUCCUAAUGCUAAUGCUAAUUUCAAGUUGACUUCGUAUUUGACUGUCCACUGGAAGAGGUUGUGACUUCCUGUUCUUAUUGGUCUGCUGGAUUGAGUUUUCGGGGCCAUGCAUGUGAGCGUUUACUGUGGCCUGAUUCUGGUGAUAAAAGUAGUGCCUGCAAUUGUCUGCCAACUUUUAGAGCUUACUCACACACGGUGGUUAACUAUUCAUUCUCAGGAACUUAUCUGAAGAGCGGCUGUCUUAAAAAAAAAAAAAAAAAAAAGUCUGAGGACUUUGAAAGUUUGCUUAAUGUUCUUCCUGCUGUUUAUACUGGAUCAUAAUGCCAUCAUUAGGACAGCUUUUGCUUUUUAGGUUACAUCCAAUAGUUGUGGCCAGGUUUACACCAGUCUGAGGACAAUACACGGUUACACACUUGUGGAUAAACUGCACACAGAGGCCUGCUAAGUUUCUCAGCCAAACAAAUGAAAGCUUGUAUUAUCUUCUCAUUUGUGGAUGCAGUUGUAUAUAAACAUAACUUGCAAGCGAGGGCUACUAUUACUUCUUUCCCUCUCAGUGUUGUUGAAAAGGAAAACGGGGGAAUGAAUGAUUCAGUUUAAAAAAUGAGCAAGCCAGGUUUGUCACGCUGUCCUGCCUUACCGUAGGCUGGAGUUGAGAGAAAGACACUACUUGUGCUAAAGAGACAGGUCCUGAUGUUUGUGACCUCCGAAUGGCCGCACUCUUCCUCUGCUGCUUGCUGGCAGCAGGUUCAAUUAACGAUGCAAAUGAGGGGUUUAAAUCACUCAAGAACAUGAGUUCUUUUUGUUGUUUUGUACAAAAAAAUCUGAAAUUGUCUCCUUGUUUUAAAAGGUUAAUAUGCAAAAUGUUUUGACAAUGUUCUUAAAUAAAGCCUAUUUUGGUACCUGU
Molecule: messenger RNA, 2701 nt
Organism: Dunckerocampus dactyliophorus (ringed pipefish)
Lineage: Eukaryota; Metazoa; Chordata; Actinopteri; Syngnathiformes; Syngnathidae
Gene: erlin1
Product: ER lipid raft associated 1
Exons: 12
Coding region: 166-1155 (329 amino acids)
Biological process (GO): SREBP signaling pathway
Cellular component (GO): endoplasmic reticulum; endoplasmic reticulum membrane
Molecular function (GO): ubiquitin protein ligase binding; cholesterol binding
Source: RefSeq, a predicted model, not a curated record